Messenger RNA from Dicrocoelium dendriticum, 320 nucleotides. The record is from the annotation of a GenBank genome assembly. NCBI's taxonomy places the organism in Eukaryota, Metazoa, Platyhelminthes, Trematoda, Plagiorchiida, Dicrocoeliidae.
AUGUCAUUGACCAGUUCUCUGGAUGACGAUUCCGAAUACGAAGUCGAAGAUUUACUUGAUAUCCGAUACCAGAAUGACGAACCCGAAUAUCUUAUCAAAUGGAAAGGCCACUCGCACAAUGUUAAUUCUUGGGAGCCCCAUUUUAACUUGAACUGCCCUUUGCUGCUUCUCAAAUUCCAUCAAAAGCAUAAGCACCCAAGGAACACUGUCGUUGACAUUCCCGAAACCAAAGAGCCCUACGGCUUUGAUCGAGGCCUCGCUCCCGAUUUCAUAAGUAUGGUUACCAAAAGAGAUGACGAACUGUUCUUCCUCAUUAAAUG